CUCUUACUUAAUUAGCUAAUGCAAUCCAAUCAAUGUCGAAACUGUGGUGGCUACCAGUCUAUUUAAAACAACCAAGACGGAACGCAGUUGGAUCUGAAACUUGUUCGGGAUCUAAGCAGAUACCCCACUAGAAUCAAACCUUCUAUCGCGUCAUGUUGGUGCGGUCACCAUUCCCGUCACCUGGCACUAGCCGCCGUAUCUGUCGACGCCAUCUGUUCCUCCCAAGUCCAACCCCACACCGCUCACGCCUCUUCUGUUAUAGCCGGCGAACAGCGCUGGCCGUGGUAGGGCUUGGUGUGCUCUGGUUUGCCGACAAGCAGCUUAAUGCUUCCGCCGUGGCGCGAAACAUUCGGACGUUAUGCACAUGUACCCUCAUCACCUUGGACUACAAACUCAACUUCCAGCCAGAGAAGGCAAAUCAAAUACCGCAACUUCAUGAGAGAGUCGCAGACAGAUUAUACAACCUACUGACAUCCAAUGGUGGCCUUUACAUUAAGUUAGGCCAGGCUAUCGGUGCAAAUGCGGCUCUGAUGCCCCUCCCAAUGCAGGAUAGGUUCAGCCGCCUAUUCGACGACGCACCACAAAUACCUUAUUCAUCCAUCCUCUCUGUAUUCCAGUCAGAAUUUGGCCGUUCGCCAGCCGGCCCUGAUGGAGUCUUCGCGGAGUUCGAAGAACAAGCUGUCGCUAGCGCGAGUAUAGCCCAGGUCCACCGUGCAAGACUUCAAUCUGGUGAAUGGGUUGCAGUUAAAAUCCAAAAGCCAGAUGUAAGCAAGCAAGUGGAGUGGGACUUGGGCGCUUUCCGCAUAGUGAUGUGGAUGUUUGAAAGUUGGUUUGAUAUGCCUGCCUGUUUUGCUGUUGAUUUCAUCUCCCGCCAUCUUCGCGAGGAACUUGACUUCUUGCAGGAGGCAAGAAAUGCUAUCACAACAGCCAAAUUCAUUGCCACGGAGCCGCGGCUUAGCGGAAAGGUGCAUAUACCAAAAGUGUUCACGGAAUACUCCACGAGAAGAGUGCUCACCGCCGAAUGGGUUGACGGCGUUCGUCUCAGCGAUCGUUCAGGAAUUCGGAAGCUCAUGGGCGAGGACAAGCGCCCUGGGCUACAUCCACUGCAUCCGUCGCUUGAAGGUGUGCAGUUAAGGGGUGGGCUCCGCGCAAUCAUGCAGACGAUGGUCGAGUUGUUCAGCGCACAGAUGUUCAGCUGGGGUUGGGUACACUGUGAUCCCCACCCAGGAAACAUUAUCAUUCGCCCACACCCUCAACAUCGGAUGUACCCUCAACUCGUCUUACUCGACCACGGCUUGUACGUCAGGGUAGGAGAUGAAUUCCGACGGAAAUAUGCCGAGCUCUGGAGGGCCCUCUUUGCCACAGACUGGGAUACAGUAGAGGCCAUCACAACAUCUUGGGGAAUAGGAUCUCCCGACCUCUUUGCAAGUGCCACUUUAAUGAGGCCAGUGAGCUUCAGGAUGAGGAGGGAUGAAGACGGGAGCGGCGAUUCUGAAAACGGCACCAUGAAUCAAUACGAGCGGAGCUUGCAGAUGAAGGAAAGACUGAAGAACUUCCUGUACGAUACAGAUAAGAUGCCGAAGGAGCUUAUAUUCCUCGGCCGUAACAUGCGAAUAGUGCAAGGAAACAACCAGGUUCUCGGUUCUCCCGUCAACCGCAUCAAGAUAACCGCUUACUGGGCUUCGCGGUCGUUGACUACCACAACAAAUCUCACCUUUCGAAAACGAAUGAGAGAAUACUGGCGCUAUAUGUCGUUUAGAAUCAUAAUGUUCUCGAUUGACCUGGCGUUCUGGGCGAGUAAAGUACGACAGUGGAUCAGGACUCUAUUCGGCAUGGCGAGUGAAGGUUUUGAGGAUGAGCUAGAGAGGAACAUGAGAGGUUUUGCGAAGAGUGCUUUCGGAGUAGAUGUUGCACCAGGUGUUUUCUCCGGAUAGAAUCGCUGAAUGGCGUAGAUUCUCAUGAGUUGUAGACAUGUGCUUUGCACACGAAGAGUCUGAAAUUCAAGCAGAUUACCCUGGCUCGCUAGAACCCAUAAAAUGAUAUUGUGUGGAUUACUCAUAUAUUACAGCAAUCUGACCAUUUUAUUCCUGGAUGCCGUCAGGCCAGGUCUGCAAACUCUUUGUCCUCAACAACCUAACGAAGGUAUG
Pisolithus orientalis is the source of this 2147-nucleotide messenger RNA. Its product is annotated as ABC1 family-domain-containing protein. The transcript is spliced from 6 exons. The record is from RefSeq and is a predicted model, not a curated record. NCBI's taxonomy places the organism in Eukaryota, Fungi, Basidiomycota, Agaricomycetes, Boletales, Pisolithaceae. Bases 153 to 1934 code for a protein of 593 amino acids.